AUGAGAUGGACACUCUUCCUGGUAACCAGAGAAGGGCAGACCCCAGCCACAGGGUGGUGAGGCUACUUGGGGGCCCUCAGAAGAGGACCGAGCUGAGUGACAGGGCUGCUAUGCGCUGGGGCCUCGCGCACGGACGGGUGGUGAGGGAGUUCGUGUGUGUGGAGGUGGCGGGGGUCCUGUUGAACUCCCCGCCGGGCGGCCGGUGGGGUUGUGGGGAGGAGGGAGAGUUAGGCGGUGAUUCGGGGCCCUCACGUGACCGGAAGCUGCAGAGCCACGCAGCCUUCGAAGCAGUCAUCACUCCUGUCUGGGUACCAGUUCCCCGCUGCCCUGCGCACGGCGGGCUGGCAUCGGGCCCGGGCCCGGGAAGCGGAGCAGGAGAAAUGGAAUCCAAAGAGGAACAAGCGGUAAAAAAUAUCUACAUGAAAAAUACCAACCAGGAAAAUGAAAAAAAGGAUGAAAAGGAACAAGAUGCUAAUAAAGGAGAGCACUUGGCCCUCCCUUUGGAAACUGGUGAAUGCGGUGUGCCUAGAGGAAAUCGUGGGCAGAUCCAUGUUAGGCAAUCCAUCCUGCAAUAUAGAUGGGACAUGAUCCAGAGGCUCGAAGAGCCACAGGCAAGGAUGAGAGAAGAGAAUAUGGAAAGGAUUGGGGAGGAGGUGAGACAGCUGAGGGAAAAGCAGUUGAGUCAUAGUUUGCGGGCAGUUAGCACUGACCCCCCUCACCAUGACCAUCAUGAUGAGUUUUGCCUUAUGCCUUGAAUCCUCAUGUUUCCCUUGAUGUUACUAGGGAGACACCUGCUUCCUAAGCUUACAUGUUCUGGUGUACCUUUGUUGUAAACCUAUUGAAGUCACUCGUUUCUGGUGGGUCUCCUAUUACCAGCUUCUAGUUGAAUGUUGUGUUUUUCAGAUUUUGUUAGCAGGAGAAUUUUACCUAUUGCAUGGAAAGAUGCUCAUUAUAUAUUGUGAAAUUAAUAAAGUGGUUUUAAAAAGUC
Equus caballus (horse) is the source of this 988-nucleotide messenger RNA. Its product is annotated as protein BEX1. Lineage: Eukaryota; Metazoa; Chordata; Mammalia; Perissodactyla; Equidae. Gene Ontology annotation, biological process: signal transduction. Gene Ontology annotation, cellular component: nucleus; cytoplasm. Gene Ontology annotation, molecular function: signaling receptor binding. The record is from RefSeq and is a predicted model, not a curated record.